UUCUGUUUUUCUCUUCUAUUUCCCCUCCGCCCCAAAAAGCACUAACUCAACACACCGAUGCCCGCCAAAACACUCCAAAUUCACACCACGGUUCAAAGUUUGAGAGGUUCGGCACGGCUCGCCUUCAGACUGUUUUUAAAACCCGCAGACACAUUCAUACACGCACGUCUGUGCUGGACCAACGUUUGCUCUGAGCAGCUGAUCUGGAGAAGCAACUGCGGAGAAAGCGAGGAGCUGUCCAUUUCCCAGCCUGCAUUCUUGGGGGUGGGGUGAGAGCAGGACUGCCGGCCUGUGGUGGUACUUGAUGCUUUAUUUUUAGCCUCCUCACGACCCUCUACCACGACAGCUGUCCCCUUCCUCCUCCCUUUCGCAGAGCAGCGUCAGGAAUAGCGACUGUCCCCGGACCUCAGAACGUCGGCUGCCGGGUGGCGUGACGCGAGUUCUUUGGUUCUCAAGGCUGCUUUUCUGUCUCGAACUCUCAUACACGUGUAUUUGCACUUUGCUUAGACCUGCUCUAACCGGGGUAAGGGAGUAACUCUUAACGUGACAAAGGUGCUGCGGGGAUCUCAGCACCAGGAAUCUCCUCCGUUCGGCAUUGUGGGUCUUAUUUACCUGACGUUUGUGACCUCGUAACAUAACUUUGGAGAUCAGCAUCCAUUGUGCCAGCAUCUUGUCUGCUGGUCCCUUCAUCUGUCACUCAUCUUUUCACCCCGCCCUCCCUCAUCCACCCUCAAACCCUUACCCGGCCCGGCCCAUGACAGCAGCGCUGCCAGCAUGGCAUUCUCAUCACGCUUUUCCUUCUGGGAGCAAAAGAUCAAAGAAGAGAACAAGCCCCUCAAGAGUUCAAAAGAGAAUUCUGACAGCGAUGGCAGUCUUAGCAGCCGCUCCCAAUCCGUGCCCAACCUGGAGCCUGGCAUAGGCCUGCUGCGUGCCAAGAGCCCUCAGCCUGUCCGGGAUGCACCUGCACAGGUCCAGAAACCGACUCAACUCCGGGAGCGGGUCAAGAGCCCUUCACCCAACAGAAAUAAAGUGGCUGUCCACAAGAUGUCUGAAGUGCCCAAGAUGCCAGAGCGGUUCAAAAGCCCUGAACCCCCUCGAGCUCCCUUGAGUCCUGAACCUGUUCUAAAUGGGGGGAGUAAAAUGAAUGGUGCACUCAACGGCAAUGCCAAGACUUUAAUCAGUGCCAGCCAGCCUGAUGUCACAGAGGACGGUGGGACCCGAAAGAAGGUAGUGAAGGUAGUGUGCAGAGUGAUUAGAAAAGUAAUCCCCUUUGAAGAAGAAACGCCAACAGCCCCUGCAGCCAUGUCCCCGGACCCUCCAAAACCUGAACCGGUCUCUGUUCCAAAAUAUGUGAAGAUGCCUGUGUUCUCAUUCAAACAUGAUACUAUAAAAGAGGAUAAGGAUGAUAUAUCCUCUGGGCUGACAAGCUUGAUGGCUCGAGGCAGGACUAGAGAACCUCGUCCACGCAUUCGCAAGGAUGAGCCUCCCGAAAAAGAGGAUGUGAAACCUGUGUCAGAGAAAGCCCAAGAGAAGGAGAAUACUGGACCAGCAUAUAAUAAAACUGCACUGAAAGUAGAGGCUAGCCGACCUCUUAAACAAGAGGAACAGGCUGCUACUACCUUAAAUCCAUCCAAGUCUCCUCUUACACCUCCAGCAGGGUUCAUCCCAGCACCCAAACCCAACCCACUCUCUUCUCCAUCAGGAUUUGUACCUGUGCCGAAACCCUCCGGGGUUGUUUCCCCCACCAAUCAACCUGCUCCAAAACCUCCCAUGGCUUCUGCUCCAACUAUUUCCCCACCUUCAGCUCCUGUUCCAGAUCCCAAAACUGUUACCCCCAGUUCUACACCUGUCAUCCCUAAAGCAGCUGCUACCUCAACUCCUGCUAGAUCCAACACUCUGAACCCUCCAGUCCCCAAGACAGACCCAUUCUCCCCUCCUACAGGGUUCAUACCCACCCCCAAACAGAUGGUUGUAAAGAAACUGGAGGUGAAGGCAGCUGUACGUACGACACCAGCCCCACCGGGGAAAUCUUCUCUUGUGAUCCUUUCUAAACCCACUAUCCCAACUUUGGCCAGAAAGGAGAGUCCUCCACUGAGUCCCACUGAAGAAGCACAGAGACGCUUGGAGAGGAUCUUCGCUUCAUCUCUGGAACCUGUGGCCGGUACCUCUGCAUCGUCUCAGGUACAGGGCCCCUCGGGGGACACGUCUUCCCCCGCUGCACCCCUCAAUGGUUUGGCCGGAGUUUGCUCUCGGGUGGCCUGCUGGAUUGGGCAGGUGGAGGAAGAUCCUGUGGCAAUCCUAAAGGCAGACCAUGCUGCUGCCGCUCAUCCUAAGGUGAAGACGGAGGAGCAGAUAGCUGCAGAGCAAGCAUGGUACGGCUCAGAGAAAGUGUGGCUGGUCCACAAGGAUGGAUUCUCUCUUGCUACAGUGGUGAAGACGGAAGUCGGCAGUCUACCAGAGGGGAAAGUGAAGAUCAAACUGGAGCAUGAUGGGACAGUACUGGACGUGGACGAGGAUGAUGUGGAGAAGGCAAACCCGCCAUCGUUUGACCGCUGCGAGGACUUGGCGACUCUGCUCUAUCUGAAUGAGUCCAGUGUCAUGCACUCCCUGCGUCAGCGCUACGGAGGAAACCUCAUCCAUACAUACGCAGGGCCCAACACGGUCAUCAUCAACCCUAUCAGCGCCCCCUCAAUGUACUCUGAGAAGGUGAUGCACAUGUUUAAAGGUUGCCGGAGAGAGGACACGGCCCCUCAUAUAUAUGCAGUGGCCCAGUUCGCCUACAGAAACCUUCUGACCACACGACAGGACCAGUCCAUCGUGCUGCUGGGGAAGAGCGGCAGCGGCAAAACAACAAACUGCCAACAUCUAGUCCAGUACCUGGUGUCUAUCGCCGGCAGCACAGGGAAGAUCUUCACAGCGGAGAAAUGGCAAGCGGUGUACACAAUCUUAGAGGCUUUUGGAAACAGUGCCACUUCCAUGAACGCCAACGCCAGCCGUUUCUCUCAGAUCGUGUCGCUGGAUUUUGACCAGGCUGGUCAGGUGGCGUCCGCUUCCAUUCAGACCAUGCUGCUGGAGAAGCUAAGGGUGGUGAAAAGACCAGAGACUGAAUCCACGUUUAAUGUCUUUUACUACAUGAUGGCUGGAGCAGACAGCACUUUAAGAACCGAGUUGCAUUUUAACCACUUCGCAGAGAACAGCGCUUUCGGUAUUGUGUCUCCAUCUAAGUCUGAAGACAAGCAGAGGUCAUCGCAGCAGUUCACUAAACUGCAGGCAGCCAUGAAGGUGCUGGGUAUCUCUUCUGAGGAGCAGAAAGCCCUGUGGCUCAUUCUUGGCGCCAUAUACCAUCUUGGAGCUGCGGGGGCCACCAAGGCAGAAGCUGACGAAGCGGGUCGGAAACAAUUUGCACGUCACGAAUGGGCCCAGAAGGCGGCGUACCUCUUGGGCUGCUCUCUAGAAGAGCUGUCAUCUUCUAUCUUCAAACACCAGCCCAAAGGAACCCUGCAGAGGUCCACCUCCUUCCGCCAGGGACCAGAUGACGUUGGGGCUGGAGAUAACUCGGCGCCAAAGAUCACCGCUCUGGAGUGUCUGGAAGCCAUGGCAUCUGGGCUCUACUCUGAACUCUUUACACUGGUCAUCUCACUUGUUAACCGAGCAUUAAAGUCGAGUCAGCACUCCUUGUGUUCUCUGCUUAUUGUCGACACACCGGGAUUCCAGAACCCAAAGUUGGCCAAGCGGGACCGUGGCGCCACCUUCGAAGAGCUGUGCCAUAAUUACGCCCAGGAACGACUCCAAACGCUUUUCCAUGAACGCACCUUUGUACAGGAGCUGGAGCGUUAUAAGGAGGAGAACAUAGAGCUUGCAUUAGAUGACAUAGAGUCCAGUACAUCACUCUCUGUAGCUGCUAUAGACCAAGCCUCAACUCAAGCAUUGGUACGGACUCUGGCCAGGACAGAUGAGGCGAGGGGGCUGCUGUGGCUGAUGGAGGAGGAAGCUCUACAGCCUGGAGGCUCUGAAGAAACUUUGCUGGAAAGACUGUUCACUUAUUACAGCCCUGCUGAGGGAGACAGCAAAGGCCCCACCCUGCUGCUGAAGAGCGAGAAGCUGCAUCACUUCCUGUUGGGUCACAGCCACGGCACUGACUGGGUGGAGUAUGAUGCUCGGGGCUGGUUGAGCCAUGCCAAACAAAACCCCGCCUCUCAGAAUGCUGCCAUUCUCCUGCAGGACUCUCAGAAGAAGAAUAUCAGUGGAUUGUUUAUGGGACGUUCAGGGGGGGGCACCGUUUUAUCCGGCUCCAUCGCCGGGCUUGAGGGCGGCUCACAGUUGGCUCUACGGAGGGCCACAAGCAUGAGAAAGACCUUCACCACUGGCGUGGCCGCUGUCAAAAAGAAGUCCCUCUGCAUUCAGAUUAAACUACAAGUGGAUGCGCUGCUAGACACAGUAAGGAGGUCCAGGGUGCACUUUGUGCAUUGCCUGUUGCCCAAAGCAGAAGCUCUGACUGGGGAUUUGAAGGUGCUUGGAGGACCGUCACCUCGCUCUGGAGAAACAGACGCUCAUGGGGAGAGCUGUGAGACAGGCCUCAUGCAACUAGACGUUUGCUUGCUCCGGGCACAGCUCCGUGGAUCCAAACUGCUGGAUGCUCUCCGAAUCUAUCGCCAAGGUUAUCCUGAUCAUCUGGUCUUCUCCGAGUUUCGCCGUCGCUUUGACGUACUGACCCCCCACCUGACGAAGAAACAUGGGCGGAACUACAUCGUAACAGAUGAGCGACGGGCUGUAGAAGAGCUUCUGGAGUCUCUUGAGUUGGAAAAAAGCAGCUAUCACAUGGGCUUGAGCAGGGUGUUCUUCAGGGCAGGUGUAUUGUCUAAACUGGAGGAGCAGAGAGACAUCCAGACCAGACGCAAUAUCACCCUGUUUCAAGCUGCCUGCAGGGGCUAUCUGGCCCGACAAGCCUUUAAGAAGAGGAAGAUACAGGACUUGGCGAUCCGCUGCAUCCAGAAGAACAUUAAGAAGAACCGGGGGGUGAAGGGAUGGCCGUGGUGGAAGGUCUUCACCACUGUCCGUCCUCUCAUUGAGGUGCAGCUCACGGAAGAGCAGAUCCGCGGAAAAGACGAGGAAAUACAGCAGCUCAAGUUGAAGCUGGAGAAAGUGGAGAAAGAGAGGAAUGAGUUAAGACUCAAUAGCGACCGACUGGAAAGCAAGAUCACAGAACUGUCCUCAGAGCUCGCCGAUGAGAGAAAUACAGGCGAGUCUGCAUCGCAGCUCCUGGAGUCUGAGACCUCUGAGAGACUGAGGCUAGGGAAAGACAUGAAAGAUCUGCAGGCCAAAUUUGAUGCUAUGAAGAAGCAGAUGGAGUCUAUGGAGAUGGAAGUGAUGGAGGCACGACUCAUACGCGCAUCGGAGCUCAACGGGGAAAUGGAUGAUGAUGACACCGGAGGAGAAUGGAGACUGAAGUAUGAGCGAGCCAUCAGAGAGAUCGAGUUCACCAAGAAGAGACUCCAACAAGAGUUUGACGAUAAACUAGAGGUGGAACAGCAAAACAAGAGGCAGCUAGAGAGAAAGCUGGCAGACCUGCAGGCGGACCAUGAGGAAGUUCAGCGUGUGGCGCAGCAGCUGAAGAAGAAAUGCCAGAAACUGACAGCAGAACUGCAGGACACCAAACUUCACCUGGAGGGUCAACAGAGCCGCAACCAUGACCUGGAGAAGAAACAGCGCAAGUUUGACUCCGAGCAGACCCAGUCGCAGGAGGAGGUGCAGAGAGAGAGGAGCCAGCGGGAGAAACUCAGCAGAGAGAAGGAUAUGCUGACCGGGGAGGUGUUCAGUCUCAGACAGCAACUGGAGGAUAAGGAUCUGGAGAUAUGCGCUGUCAAUCUGAAGCUGGAGCAGAUGGAGGCGGAGCUUCAAGAUCUGAACUCACAGGAGUCGAAGGACGAUGCCUCGUUGGCCAAGGUUAAAAAGCAGCUGCGUGACCUUGAGGCAAAGGUCAAAGAUCAGGAGGAGGAGCUCGAUGAGCAGGCGGGCACCAUUCAGAUGCUGGAGCAGGCCAAGCUUCGUCUGGAGAUGGAAAUGGAGAGACUGAGACAGACGCACUCAAAGGAGAUCGAGAGCAAGGAUGACGAAGUGGAGGAGAUCAGGCAGUCCUGCAGCAAGAAGCUGAAGCAGAUGGAGGUGCAGCUGGAGGAGGAGUAUGAAGAAAAGCAGAAGGUCUUGAGAGAGAGGAGAGAUCUGGAAGCUAAGCUUAUGAGCGCUAAGGAGCAGGUGAGCCACAGAGAUGUGGAGACAGAGAAGCGUUUGAGAAAGGACCUGAAGCGCACAAAGGCUCUACUGGCUGAUGCCCAGAUCAUGCUGGAUCACCUGAAGAACAACGCUCCCAGCAAAAGAGAGAUCGCCCAGCUCAAAAACCAGCUUGAAGAGUCUGAAUUCACAUGUGCUGCUGCAGUCAAAGCCAGAAAGUCAAUGGAAGUGGAAAUCGAAGACCUCCAUGUGCAAAUGGACGACAUAUCCAAAUCCAAGCAGGCGCUCGAGGAACAGCUCAGCCGCCUGCAGAGAGAGAAGAAUGACCUGCAGUCUCGCAUGGAGGAGGACCAGGAGGACCUGAAUGAACUCAUGAAGAAACACAAAGCCGCUGUUGCCCAGUCCUCACAGAAUCUGGCCCAGAUCAGUGACCUGCAGGCCCAGCUGGAGGAGGCCAUGAAGGAGAAACAGGACGUUCAGGAGAAGCUCACAGCUUUGCAAAGUCAGCUGGAGUUCCAAGAGCAGUCCAUGGUGGAGAAGUCGCUGGUCAGCCGGCAGGAGGCCAAGAUCCGUGAGCUGGAGACCAAGCUGGAGUUCGAGAAGACGCAGGUCAAACGCUUGGAGGGUCUGGUAGCAAGGCUAAAGGAGAACCUUGAGAAGUUAACUGAGGAACGAGAUCAACGCAGCUCCAGCGAGAACCGGGAGAAGGAGCAGAACAAGCGUCUGCUGAGGCAGAUUCGAGACAUCAAGGAGGAGAUGGCUGAGCUAGCCAAAAAAGAAUCAGAGGCCAGCCGUAAAAAACAUGAUCUGGAAAUGGAUAUUGAGAGUUUGGAAGCAGCCAACCAGAGUCUCCAGGCGGACCUCAAGCUCGCAUUCAAGAGGAUCGGAGACCUCCAGGCCGCUAUCGAGGAUGAGAUGGAAAGUGAUGACAAUGAAGAUCUCAUCAACAGUUUACAAGACAUGGUGACUAAGUAUCAGAAACGAAAGAAUAAAAUCGAUGGCGCCUCCGAUACGGAUUCUGAGGUGGAGGAUCGUGUCGACGGGGUGAAGUCAUGGCUGUCUAAAAACAAGGGUUCUGCCAAGAACCUGUCAGAUGAUGGAAGCUUAAAGAGCUCAAGUCCACCCUCCAGCCGUAGACGCCUUGACAGAUCAGACGAUGAAGAGGAAGAAGAAAAAGAGGAAGGGGGCGCGGGCCAAAGCUCCUACCGCUCCCGCUACAAACGCAGCAGCUACCUGAACGACGGCGAGAGCAAGCUGUAUGAGACCACCGCGUAACCGCCCCCGCUUGUACUUACCUUCACGUGUUUGAUCCUCUUCCUCAAACUCGGAUCCAGAAGAGCCGGGAGGAUGUCAGCGAGAGAAGUGCAUGAUGGGAUGCCUCGCGAUCUCACGUUCUUCCUACAGUCUGCGAAAAUAAAGCCCACGUUUCUAUUGACUUUUGCUAUUAUUAGUAUUAUUAUCACCAUCCCUGUUAACAUGCGGUUUGUGCUUUAAAUGGUUUGUACAGCAUCAUGAAUCACAGCACUGUUUGUGUGCUUGCACUUCUGACAGUAUUCCGCUUCUCUUCUGACGAAACACUGCACUUGUUACAACGGUCAAGAUUAAGUGAUGAAUAUUGCUUGGGGGAACAUGCCACAGCCUUUUGCAUGGUCACGGCUGAGCCCAAGAAACAAGGCUUUGUGUUUCCUUGUGUUAACUUAACAGUUCUGGGUGUUUUUUCUGUUGUGUAAGAUUAAUAGAAAUAUUACCAAAAAAGCUUGUUUGGGUACACAAGGCACCUCUCCAACUGUACACACACUUUAUGACGGCGUGAGCUUGUGUAGCUCUUUUCACUGUCCGUUUGCUUUCAAAUGCGUUUUGCUUAGUAUGUGAGAGAGGGACGAGGAAAACCAUCUGCGAUGCCUCCCCAUGAAAAUAGAUCCUAAUUCUCCUCUGUCUUGACUUUUUGAUGUUUUAUGUGGGAAGAGUUUUCAGGUCAGUGACUUGCUGAAUUCAGCGCUGGGAUCUCUGCUACUUCUGUAACAUGCAUUUUGUUUUGUUUUCACCGACUAAGUGCUUUCUAUAAUGCUCAAAGUAGUAGUCUAUGGUCAUUUUAUUUUCACACUUGUGGUAAUUUAUCUUAUUCCAUUCACACAAACAAUUGACAUUUGCUUUUGCACCAACAGUGUAAAUAUGGAGACAGAACUGAUACUGUGAAAUCCGUGCUUCUCUAAAGCAUGUUGUCACAUUGGAUUCAUCAGUAUUUUGGCCGUACCCUAUGACUUUGAAACUCGGUAGUUAAAGGUGCACUUGAACCGGUGUGGGCGAGCACCCAUCACAUUUCCAUUGUUGCCUCCAUUUGUUGUAUGUUUUCAUUGUAGUAUUUAUGAACUAGCAUUGAUUGAACGAGAGAAUGAGCUGCCAAACUGAACCAUCAGCAACAGCACAGGGCUGACAGUCUCAUUGCUUCUCUUUGAUUUUUAAAGGGAGACGGCACGUUUUUUUUUACGUGGUUUUAUAAAACCUCUGCAAAGGUCAAUAACCUUUUUUCUAUGCAGUCAAUAUUGAUUUUAAUAUGAAAGUUGAGUGUGUCUUUGGCUAAUUGAAACACGUGGCUACGUAACAUUUGCUGGCUGUACACAUUGUUAUGAAAAUAUAUAAAUAUCUGUAUGAUUCGUUCUAGCUUUCAAAAUAGUUAAUGUUUAUUUUCUUUAUUGAAUAAAUGACCACUUGAUAAAUAAUAAUUUUUCAUUACAGCUUAAUAUAUUGUAAAUAAAUGAUGGGGAUUGUUUUAGACCUUUUGCAAUAUGUUUCUUUCAUAAUGUUUUUUUAUUGCAGAAAAAAAUACCUCACCCAAUAUUUGAAAUGUUCAGAAUACCAAAUUUGACAAAAGAUGACAGAAUACAAACAGUUUAAGUGAUUAGUGGGAUCAAAGGGAACUUUAAAAAAUAACACUUCCACCCAAAUAAGUAAUCCAUCCCUUAAAUAUUAAUUACAUUAAAUGAGUGUAGAAAAAGAUUAAAUCUCGUAGUGUGUCUACAUUAUAUGUCCCAAAGAUCUGAAUGCAGUCUUCACUUUCAUCAACCAAAUGACACGCAGUAGAAAAACUCAACUUAUGUUUUAUAUUCAACAAGCUGUUCUUCUCUGUUGGCUGAAUGUUCCAUUGCACAAUAGAAAGUCUUGCUGUAAUUCUGUAAGCUGACAGAGGGAAAGGUGGCUUACUUAGGCACAGCUUGAGAUUUCCAUUGACUGUAUCUGUGCAGUCAAAGCUAAGGACUUAUCCUAACAGCAUUCUGCAUCUGCAAAAUGAUUUCCUAUUAAACCAUAAUUUUACCUUAAUUAUAAAUAAAUACUGCCAUGGGCCACAAU
This is a messenger RNA of Triplophysa rosa, 9576 nucleotides long. It is a transcript of the gene myo18ab, whose product is annotated as myosin XVIIIA b. The coding region runs from base 775 to 7503 and encodes 2242 amino acids. Gene Ontology annotation, molecular function: protein binding; ATP binding; cytoskeletal motor activity. The transcript is spliced from 48 exons. Gene Ontology annotation, cellular component: myosin complex. The record is from RefSeq and is a predicted model, not a curated record. NCBI's taxonomy places the organism in Eukaryota, Metazoa, Chordata, Actinopteri, Cypriniformes, Nemacheilidae.